UCUCCCUUCUCCUGCCGUUUGACGUUUACAUUAAAACAUAACGUGAUUAAAGUAACAGAAGAUUAUCAAAAGCCACUCAUAUGUUGGCUUAAAAUGAAGGUGCCAGAGGGUGAAUUAAUGAGCGAUAUUUUGAAGCGUUUAACGGGCGAGUCAGCCCUCCCUUGCUACAGCAACAUAGUGAAGUAUAAGAGAGGAAGGCAAGGAGUAUACUUCGUGGCCGAGGAAUUCGUUGAAUCUGUGAAGAAACGAGAGCUGGUCAACGCCAAGGAACGACUGAGAAUAAGGAACUUGAACACCAUGUUUUCCCGCCUGAAGCGCAUGGUGCCACUGAUGCGACCAGACAGAAAGCCCAGUAAAGUGGACACACUCAAAGCUGCGACAGAAUACAUAAGAUUGCUUCUUGCAGUUUUGCAGGACACCGACAGUAAUACUGUCAGUGGGACUGAUUUCCUCAAGAAUGCAAUCACUUAUGGCCAGACUGAUGUCUUGGGAAGUGAUCUAUGGCGAGUGGAUGAUGAGCGAAUGGAGGAUGGGUUCAGCAUGCUCCCAGAAGCAGUGACAGAGGACGGAGAUAUGACCAGACUGAUGCUGCAGCACUGUGUGGUGCCUGGAUACCAGUUCCUCAUACAAGUGGCACCCGAUCAGACUCUGAUGUCUCAACCCUAGAGCAGAUGGCUUGGACAAAUAUUGGAAACCUGCCAGGGGGCUUACGAAGAAAGGAUUAUUCACGGAGAAAAUACUAUUUUAUUUGUCGUAUUUAAUUUAUAUAUUUUGUUUGAUUAAAUAUGAAUGUGUUUUUAUUUCACAAACUGUAUCCUUGGCAGCCCUAAAAUAAAAUGUAAAGACGGCUUCUGUUUUUAAAAUUACUGUCUAAAAGGGUUGGUUGUUUUUUGUUAAGUUAUUAUAUUCCGUCUAAUGAAAAGCCACAAUUAAUGGUUACAAGGACUACUGUUAUACAUAUUAAAUUAAAUGAAAUGUCAUCAAGUCCUUUAAAGGGAGACAUUUGUACCAAGAAGACGGACGUUUUGUUACAUUUCUGUAUUUAUAUUAUUUUUUUUGUCCAUAUAACUGAAUGCUGUGGUUGCCAAUGUUUCUCAUUUCAGAGGUUUUCAUUUGAGUUUUCCUUGCAAAACUACAUGUACUACUCUUACUUAAAAAAGACAACUUGAAUUUCAAAAUGCUUGAUAAAUGAUGUAAUUAACGA
This is a messenger RNA of Gymnodraco acuticeps, 1204 nucleotides long. It is a transcript of the gene figla, whose product is annotated as folliculogenesis specific bHLH transcription factor. The record is from RefSeq and is a predicted model, not a curated record. The transcript has 6 exons. Gene Ontology annotation, molecular function: protein dimerization activity; RNA polymerase II transcription regulatory region sequence-specific DNA binding; DNA-binding transcription factor activity, RNA polymerase II-specific. Lineage: Eukaryota; Metazoa; Chordata; Actinopteri; Perciformes; Bathydraconidae. Gene Ontology annotation, biological process: developmental process; regulation of transcription by RNA polymerase II. The coding region runs from base 94 to 666 and encodes 190 amino acids.